AUGCCUCUCAGGCCAAAGCCCCUCGACACCCGGGUGGACAGGGAUAGCGCAUUGCUGUCCCCUAACGGAUACGACGAAGAUGCAAGUUCGCUGCAAAGCAGAAGCGACCAGGACACGGACAGCGAAGAUGACGAGCUCGUCGCCCGCGCGCGCAAUAGUAGAGAGCUCCGGGCUCGCGACCGUCUCGUUUUGAUGCAGGAAGAAGAAAUGGACGAGCUGGUCACUGCAAGCCGCGCGAAACACGAUGGCCUCCAGCGACGGGGCAGCAACCUGGCCAUACCGAAUCCGCUGCAAAUGUUCAAAGUCCCAGGGCGCGAUCGCUCACGCAGUCCAAUGAACGGUUCUCAGACCUCGAUGGACGAUUUCCGCGAUGAAAAGAGAUCGGCGCGUCGGUCGCGGCGGAAACAAAAGAAGGAACGCCUGCUCGAGGAUGCGCAACACGGCGAGGACGGAGAGCUCAUGUACGAGAUGGAGUCGGGCGGUAUACGUGAAGGCAGCUCAACCGGCGAUAGCAGCGACCGAGAGGAUAGCGAGGAACAUGACCGCCGGAAUCUCCGAUACCACUCUGACAAAAAAGCCGAAAAGAGGAGGAGAUGGAAGAAGUGGCUGUUCAUACACACCAUUCUCAUCGUGGGAUUUGCAUUUCUGUCACUUGUGGCAUGGAAGCUGUCCGUGGACAAGAAGAGGGCAUUACCUCCACUGGUCAGCAAUGGAACGGCCCUUUUUGCGCCGACGACUCUCAUUGUCAGUCUCGAUGGCUUCCGCGCCGACUUUUUGCAGCGCGGACUCACGCCCAGAUUGAGCGCAUUCAUAAAGGAGGGUGUCAGUCCGCCGUACAUGAAUCCCUCAUUCCCCUCUGUCACAUUUCCUAACCACUAUACACUUGCGACGGGCCUGUAUCCUGAGAGCCACGGCGUUGUCGGCAACACAUUCUGGGAUCCAGAACUCCAAGCCGAGUUCUACUACACGGACCCUUCGCGGAGCAUGGACCCCAAGUGGUGGAAGGGAGAACCAUUCUGGGUAACAGCCGAAGAACAGGGGCUGCGAACUGCCGUCCACAUGUGGCCUGGCAGUGAAGCCCACAUCAUGAGUGUUGAGCCCACUAUACUCGAUCACUACAAUGGGAAAGAGUCUCUGGACAACAAAGCUGCCAGGAUUCUCGAGUUCUUGGACAGGCCGGGAAUGGAAGAUCCCAGUGCCAGUGUUGAGAACAUGCGACCGCAGCUUAUUGCGGCAUAUGUUCCAAACGUCGAUGCCGACGGUCACAAAUAUGGACCCAACAGCACCGAGAUUCGAACCACCAUCACUCAGGUUGACAAUAUGCUGGAUCAAGUCUUUGUUGGUCUUGAAAAGCGAAAUUUGACCAAUAUCGUCAACGUUAUCAUUGUAUCAGAUCACGGCAUGGCCACGACGGACAUCUCUCGGAUGAUUCAGAUGGACGAUCUUAUCGAUAUGACCAAGGUCGAUCACGUAGACGGCUGGCCACUUGUUGGCGUGCGGCCGAAAGAAGCGUCCUAUCUGCAAGAACUGUAUGAACAGGCAGUCGAAAAGGGAAAGACAAACCCCAAUUUUGAGGUUUAUCUAAAGGACAAGGACAUGCCGGAACGCUAUCAUUUCUCUCAGAAUGACCGCAUUGCUCCUCUUUGGAUUAUCCCCAAAACAGGCUGGGCCAUCGUCUCCAAAGAAGAGUUUGAUCUCGAAGAAGCCAAAACCAAGGGUCUAGUCUAUCAUCCCCGUGGUCUCCAUGGUUAUGAUCAUGAACACCCUUUAAUGAGAGCCAUAUUCAUUGCUCGUGGCCCUGCUUUCCCGCAUGAGCCGAAUAGCAGGGUCGAACCUUUCCAGAACAUCGAGGUAUAUAACAUUCUAUGCGACUCGGUUGGCAUGAAACCCAUUCCAAACAAUGGAACACUUCGCCUGCCAUUAAAGACUGUCGGCUUCCACGAGCCCGAGACGGCCCUGACAGAGCCGGAAGACCCAGAAACGACAAAUGUUGCGACAGAAGAGAGCGUGCCUAUUUCCACUUCACCUGUGGCAACAAGCGCUGCUACCGAGUCGAUUGAGCAGCCAACAGCGACUGUUGGUGUUGAUCCCGUAGAACCUCCUCAAGAGACCGAACCGCCAACAACGGACAAUUCAAGCGACGAUGGGGACGAGCCAAAAGAGUUCCAAUCUUGGCAAGACUAUUGGGAUUGGCUGACUGGCAAAGUUGAUGAUCUGUGGAACAAACUCACCGGCUCCGCAGAUGGCGAUGAGUCCAGUUGA
Molecule: messenger RNA, 2262 nt
Organism: Pestalotiopsis fici W106-1
Lineage: Eukaryota; Fungi; Ascomycota; Sordariomycetes; Amphisphaeriales; Sporocadaceae
Exons: 2
Coding region: 1-2262 (753 amino acids)
Biological process (GO): nucleoside triphosphate metabolic process
Molecular function (GO): nucleoside triphosphate diphosphatase activity; ribonucleoside triphosphate phosphatase activity
Source: RefSeq, a predicted model, not a curated record